Messenger RNA from Toxotes jaculatrix (banded archerfish), 3326 nucleotides. RefSeq names its product zinc finger protein 646-like. Gene Ontology annotation, molecular function: DNA-binding transcription factor activity, RNA polymerase II-specific; RNA polymerase II cis-regulatory region sequence-specific DNA binding. The record is from RefSeq and is a predicted model, not a curated record. Bases 64 to 1380 code for a protein of 438 amino acids. Gene Ontology annotation, biological process: regulation of DNA-templated transcription. Lineage: Eukaryota; Metazoa; Chordata; Actinopteri; Toxotidae. The transcript is spliced from 7 exons.
ACCCCGACAAAGCGGCCCUAUUUCUUUUCAGCCAGAAAAAGUCGAAGAAUCCGAAAACCGACGAUGUACGCCAGAACAAAUACCGGCAGCACACACGGAGACUUUCAAGAUAGAAACGGAGUAAAUUAUGUGACAUCGACAGAGUCCUUCGCUCACUGCUCUCAAUUGUUCUGGAAAAAGGAUCCCAACGACUCCGGACCGAGUUCGACCAUCAGCUGGUGCGAUCAGCUCCCUUCGUCCUCAGCAGCCCUCUCCACCUCCAGUCUCUCCUCAGCGUCUCUCUCCUCAGCGUCACUGUCCAGCUCCGGUCUCUCCAUGGAGUCCCAAGCACCAGCACCUCCUACAACAGCGUCAGACGACAUGGAAUCAGACGAGAGGCCGUACGUCUGCGACCUGUGCACCUGUGCCUACAAGCACGCCAGCUCCCUGCUCAACCACAAACUCACCCACAAGACCGGGGACUUCAGGUGCGACUUUUGCAGCAAGCCCUACACCAACUACAUGUCCCUGCGCAACCACAUGCGAAUCCACGGUCAGAAGCGCUACAUGUGUGACUUGUGCGGGAAGGCCUUCCGCCUGGCCCGGUACCUCCGCAACCACCAGAGGAUCCACGACGACGGGCCCAACCGCUUCGACUGUCCCUCCUGCUGCAAGAGCUACAGGACCAUGCUGGAGCUGGCCCAGCACCGCUGUACCGCUGCAGCGUCUAACCAGAACCGGUUCAACUGCCCGUCCUGCUUUAAGAGCUACCGAACCAUGCUGGACCUGGCCCAGCACCGCUGCAGCGCCGCGGCCAAACACCAGUCUGGCGGCCGUCGUUCCAAUUUCUCCUCCGCGCCUCGCCGUCAGCAGCAACAACAGCAACAGCAACAACAACAGCAGCAGCAGCAGCAGCAGAACAGCGCUAACUCCAUGAUGCAACCGCAGCAUGGAGGACACGGCCAGCAGGAACCUCUGCCCUCUCACUGCGUGUCACCGAUGUCUCAGGGAGGACAGGGCAGCAGCCAGUCUGUGCCUGACCCCCACCAGCAGGGCCGUCCCAGCUCAGUGUCCUCCCAGAGCAGCCAGCAGAGCAUGAGGAGCUCGUCCUCCAACAAACACGUCUCCUCCUCCAGCGCCACCCCAUCCUCCUCCUACUCCCUGCUCCAGCCCCUGGUGCCUGAGGUAAAGGAGAUGAGCUCGGGAUACACUAGGCUGAGCGCCAACCCCAUGCCGAAGCACCAGGACACUUUCUCUCUGGCCCCCCAGCGGCCCCUCACCACCAUCAACCCCAUUGGCCACUCCCUUCAUCCGAACGGAGCGCCCACGCUCAAGCCUUCCCCCGUGCCACGCACCAUCCAGGCCAUGCCCUGGGAGCAGCGCUCUCUCUACAAUCAAUGAGACGCCCCCAGGAAUCAAUCACCCACCCCCCCUCCCCGCACCACCUCCCCUUCUCCUUCACGUGGCAUCCACCACCACCUCUACAUACCCUCCCUCCUCCUCCUCCUCCUCCCUACCCAUUUCGGAUCCAGCAUCAAGGAUGGAGGACUUCAGAGGCCCCUCCACCACCUCACCCCUCCUUUGGAACGUUGUGUUUGGGAUCAGGGAAGGGCACUAUUGAGAACUAGUUGAGAUUGAGUAGUUAGGUUUAAAAAAAAAAAAAAAUGUGUUGCCUUGACCCUCAUGUAUGAUCUAUGCCAUGUACUGGAUAUAAGUUAAAAUGUCCCCUAAUCUGUCCUCUCACUAAGAAUUUAUCUCCCCCAUCCUUCUCUCCCACUCUAGUUAUGAAAAUAUCUAUCCUUCCCAUUAUGAAUAGUGUCUCUCCUCCCCCCCCCCCCCCUUUAUCCUUAUGUUAAAUGAAACAAAAGGCUAUUUUUUAUCAAGAGUGUGUCACAGAACCCCCCACUCCCCCGAAGUUGUCCAAGUAAAUGUGACAGAAAUUCUCCCCUCAGUUUGAUAUGUUUCUGAACAUACAACCCAACUUUGUUUUUGUUCAACGAGGCUUCUGGAAAGUAAAGGGAAAGGGGAAACAUGAACUCGUUUUUUUUUGUUUUGUUUUGUUUUGUUUGUUUGUUUUUUUUACGUACCCCUUCAACAUGCUCCAGAAUGAACAUUGUGUAUAUUGUGCGUUAGAAGGUGUCAUGACUAUUUCAGAGAGUCGUUUCCGUUCUAUUUGACGUUACAGCACCCACACCUCUCAUCUCUGAGCACCAACAGCAAGGACCACGGCAGAAAGGACUAGGCCGCCCGUCUUCCCUCGAAAACGUUUGGAACUCGUGCACGCCGGCCCGGCUUCUCCGUGCCGUGCAGACUGAAGCCCUGCUGUUGAGAAGGACCUCUUCCUCGGCGACUCAGCCACAGCCACGGAGAAAGGACGGCCUGGUGCGGUUCCCUUCUUUUAACACACACACACACAACUGAAAGCUCACUGUUCCUAAACUUGCGUCUGACUGGUGGCAUGUUGUUACUGUAGUUUUAAUAAUAAUAAUCGGUUGGCUGGGAAUCAAACCUAGAAGAUAAAGAGAACACGUCUCCAUCCCGUUCGUUUCAGAUCGACCGUUUAACACAUCUGUUCCUUUCACUUUAAAGCACUUUAAGACGAGUGCUGUAUAAUUAUUACUAUUACUGUCUCUGCCCCCCCCACCCCGCCCUCUGUCUAGAGCUGUGUCAGCUGUGAAGAUGUAACGUUGCCUUACAUCAACCCCUCAUCACAACUCACUCACAUGGUCACCGGUGGCCAAGCAGCAGAACUGGCCCUGGUUUGUUCCCGUAGUAACAUGGUUGUAUCUGGUAUCUACAGUGGCCAAAAAAAAAAAGAAAAAAUCUGCAGUUCUGGGCCCCUGCUCAAAGGCCCCCACCCGACCUCCCUCCACGCUCCAAACACCCCCCCCCCCCCCCCCCCACCACCACCCUUUCAGCUCCUACACACCCUCCAGUGUUGCUUUUCUUGUAGAAAACGUCACGCCUGCAUUCUCACCACUCCCAGGACGGAUUCAGUUAACACCUACCUGCAGGGUGUUUCAAUAAGCAGCCAAUCACAGUUGGCCUGAUAAGUCCAAAUACACACACAACCACACACACACACACACACAAAAGACAAAAGUGUUUUGUAAACAAGUCAGUUUGAGUAACAGUUUAAUCAUGGAUCCAGUAGGUAGUUACGUUAGGUUAUCUUGCUAACAUGGUGCUCAUUGAAAUACCCACAAUUCUACUGACAUUGUAUUUUCUCUUUUAAAAGUUGUUUCUAUUUUUAUUCAUGACAUGUUUUCAUUGUUGCUUUCUCUCUCCUUGUAAAGUGUCUUUGAGUAUUUAGAAAAGUGCUAUACAAAUAAAAUGUUUUAUCAUUA